This is a messenger RNA of Zootoca vivipara (common lizard), 9209 nucleotides long. It is a transcript of the gene CBARP, whose product is annotated as CACN subunit beta associated regulatory protein. Gene Ontology annotation, molecular function: transmembrane transporter binding. Gene Ontology annotation, biological process: negative regulation of voltage-gated calcium channel activity; negative regulation of calcium ion-dependent exocytosis. Lineage: Eukaryota; Metazoa; Chordata; Lepidosauria; Squamata; Lacertidae. The record is from RefSeq and is a predicted model, not a curated record. Gene Ontology annotation, cellular component: secretory granule; plasma membrane.
UUGUGUCUCUGUGUUGUGAUGAACGGAAAUGGGUCUCCAGUAGGUGAAUCUCUCCGGGAGCGUGUGGAAUUUUUUUAAUAAAAAAAUUAAAUGAUCCGCUUGUUUGUUUUGGAAGAAUCUGGCUUGUAAAGAAGGAUUUGCCCGAGCGGCGCGGUUUGCUCCCUGCUGCUGUCAUUCUGGGGCUUGCGAUGGAAGCGGGGGAGAGAAAGAGAGAGAGAGAAACAUUCCACAUUUUUAUUUGCAUGAAAGUGAAAGUCCUUCCUAUCCCUCCCGCUUUCUAUGGGUCUACUCUGCGUGCGCCCUGCAGCAGAUCCGAGAAACUGACUAAUAUUUUCCUGUUGCAAGGACACAGCUGCAACCGACCUCCUUAAGUAGGAAAGAUACCAUGCAAUUGACUUCCUUUAUUUUAAUUUUCAUUUGGGAGGGAAUGAUUCGGCUCGAAUCUGACUCAGCUUUAUGCAGAGUUGAGCCAUCCCCACCCCCUCCCCAGUCAUGUCCAUUCAUCUCAAUCUGGGUGCAUGAAUUGUUGUUGUUUUUUAAAUCAUUUUCUGGAUAUAUUUUUACCGUCCAGAUGAAUUUCUCCCCAACCCCCAAACGGAAUCAUUAAUGCAAAUCUAGUCAUUAUUAUUAUUAUUAUUACUACUGUAUUACCCCGCCCAUCUGGCAAAGUCAUAGUUGUUUUGGUGUGGUAAAUGUCAAGAGGGCAAAAUUAAAAAAUAUCUAUGCUUACCCUGGGAGUAAGCCCUGCACUGAGCGGAUCUGGCCUUGACUUCUGAGUAGACCUAUGCAGGACUGCCCCCAGCUCUGUGUGUGUGUGUGUGUGUGUGUGUGUGUGUUGUUGCUGUUGUUCAGAAAUGGUGGUGUCAUAAAGGCAGAGGGGGAUCCUCACCUCUGAAGCUGGUGGAGGCUUUUCUGUUCUGUCUCGGAUCCUGCUUCCCAGCAAAGGGGUGGGGGGAUUCCUCUCUCUCCACCCCACCCCACCCCACUCGCCAGCUGCCAAAAUAAGUACCAGCAGCAGCUUUUGUGUCUGCUGCUCCCUCUGUUCUUCCACCCCACAACCCCGACCCCGGUAUUAAAAAUAAAAUAAAAAUAAUUUUACAGCAGAUCCUAACUGCCGUGCAGUGUGGAAGGAGGGGCUGUCAAGAAACCCAGGCUUGUAAACCCUUUUGCAAAAGGAGGGAGAGAGUCAUUUGUUUUUGCCUGCAGGUCUUGCAACGGCAAAAGGGUUUCUGUUUAUCUAUUAUUUCGCUGCAUUAGUUGCUCUCUUUUUCCCCUCCCAAAAAUCUGUCCUUUUAUUGCGUUGAUAGCAGCGUCGUGCCUUGGACGCCUCUUAAACCUCUGCCUUCGCUUUUCUCCAUUUCGUUUCUUUUUUGAAACUCGCUCCCUAUAGUCUCCCUCUUGGCUGUCUCUCACUUGAUCCGGCCAUUGGGUUAAGAUGGCAUUUGUGGAGUUAUGACUGGGUAGAACUUCCAUGGCCAGGAGAAGUCUACCCCUCAAUAUCAGCCCAGUGUGGGGAAGAGCAAUAGAUCUGGCCUCCCUAGAGAACAGCUUGCCCACGGAGAUGAUUCCUUAAGGCAGAAGUCUGUGUCUAAGCUUCCAGGGCCCUUGGCAUGUUUGACGCAAACAAUUCAGAGGACCUGUCUAUUCACCCCUCAAGCCUUUUUUGUUUUUGUUUUAAAGGAGUGGAACCUCCAUAUAUAGCUGCAGUCAAUCUCUGAUUACCGGAAACUGGGGGCAAGCCCAGGCCCUCUGUCAUUCCUUGCUUGCGAGUUUCCCUCUGUGUGUGUGUGUGUGUGUGUGAUGGAUUUACCUGGAUACCUCAGUUGUUCAGAGCCUAGCGUUGAUAAUGCCAACAUCGCAGGUUCGAGGCAGCUGCAUAUUCCUGCCUUGCAGGGGGGCUGGACCUCCCCUUCCAAUCCUAUGAUGUCGCCUGUCUGUCCUGCAGCCUGAGACAGCGCACUGGGUUUAAGGGCAGAGCAGCCUCCCUCAGCCUCCUGACCUCUCAGCCAUUCAGACUAUGUCUCCCAACUGCGGUGCUGGCAGUGGCUGAUGGGAAUUGUAGUUCCAGUUCCCCCUAGCCAUGAGGUUAUUUCUUUGCUGCUUUUAAUACCGGGAGCUGCAGGGUUAAAAGCCCGCAAGCAAAAAAACCAUCUUGCAACUCAUAUCACCAUGGAGAUGAAAUCAUUCCAUGAUGAUCAGGGAGGGUGUGUGUGUGUGUGGAAAUGAGAAAAGCAGUCUGUCUGUCCAUCAACUCCCCACCUGCUGCGGAUCAUAGUCAGAAGGGGACCCUGGAGGGUCAUCCAGUCCACCCCCCGCAGCGCAGGAAUUUUUGGCCCAACAUGGGGCUCGAACCUACAACCCUGAGAUUAAGAGUAUCAAGACCUGAAAUGAAGGCACUGAAGACCAACAGCAACUGCCCAACAACCCCCCCCAACCCAAGGUUCAAAGCUGUUCUGUGGCAGUAGCAAAUCCACUUCCCACAUGCUCAGAGGUUCGGUGGCUGGAGACCACGCAGUGGGGCGCUAAGCUUUUGUGAACAUUAUGGGGCCGUUAUGGGAACUUGGAGCGAAAAAGCAUUACCGGGCCAGUGUGGGAAAUUAUUUAUUUUGUGGGGAGGCCCACACCAUACCUUUAAAGCAAAGGAUCCUGGGAACUGUAGUUGAACAGCACUGUCCAUUGUACCUCUGUGAAGAGUAAAAACCACAGCUCCCAGGAUUCUUUGGGGGACACCAUGUGUAUUAAGCGUGCUUCAAAACUUGUUCAACCCAUGGCAUGGCUUGGUGAAAGCCAACUCUCUUAUUUAGCUUGGAACCAUGAGGACUGGAACCAUUAUUGGGGGGGGGGGAAAGGUUGUUCCUCUGUGGCUGCACACAGAGAUGUGAUGGGAGAGAGAGACCCCUCUGUCUAAAACCCCAGAGAGUCGCUGCCAGCCAGUGUUGCCAACACCAAGCUAGACAGGCCAAUGGCUUGACUCGGUAUAUAAGCCAGGUUAGACCAACCCUCCGGUCUGAACCAGGAGGGCGAGGCAGGGUCAGAGCAGAAUGUUCAACCCCUCGCAUCUUCAGGUAGAGCGGCGAAACAUCCCUACCUGGAACCCUGGGCAGCUGCUGCUGGCCAGUGUUGACAACACCAAGGUUGAUGGGCCUGACUCUGUGCACAGUCCUAGAUUUCCUCUGGGAGUGUGUGUGCCACCUGCCUUUGCUCUCUCGCUGCGGGUAGGAGGAAUUGCAUUAAGAUCCUUGCACACACACACGUGUGUGUGUGUGUGUACAUGCUACUAGCUCCUUAACCGGUGGGUGCGUGCCAUAAAACCCCUUCCCAUCUCCCCCAGCUAUUAACACCCUCAAGGCAAGUCUUUUCUGCGUGCCUUCCCCCCCCCUUUUUUUGCAGCCACCCGGAUCAAAGCCGCCCGGCACCCUUUCGCUGCUCUUUCCUCGGGGUGGGGUGGGCUCUCCCCCCUCUCUGCUGCAGCAGCCGUCCGCCCCCUCACUGCCUUCCCCUCUUGCUCAUCUCUCCCGUUGGCGUGAGUCAAACCCUGUGUGUGUGGGCUGCUGAGCCAGGAUCCUAGCGCAUGCAUGUGUCUUUUGAAAAGGCGAUUUAAUUUCCAGGCUCCCAACUGCACCUGGGGCGGAAGGGCCGGGUUGGGUGGGCAUCGGGGAGGAGAGAAGAGGCUGCUGCCUCUUUUUCCAGAGUCCGGGGUUUGGGGAAAAGGCUUCGGCCGCUUUUCUCAGCCUCUCCCCCACCCCCACCACCCCAAAGGCUGCUCUGCGGCCUUCCGCUGGCUCCUUAAAGAAAACCAUCUGACAUCAGGCAGUGGAAGAGAGAGAGAGAGAUAGAGAGAAAGGGGAGGAAAGAAAGGGUGCUGGAGUCGAGGCUCUUCCCAUCGCUUCCUUUCCCCAUCCUGCCUUCCUCUUAAAAAUAAAUAAAAACACACCAGCCUUUAAUUUUGCUUUCCUUCCUCAGUUGCAUCUUGAGCUGGGGAGCCAGUGUGGACUGGUCCAUCAUCUCCCGGGGUGUUGUAAUCGGAGCAUGGCGCUGCCGAGGAUCUUGUGAACGGAAUCCACCCCUGAGCUUCCUUUCGGCAAAAAACAUGUGAGCUGCAAAGGGAGGAGAGAUGGAGAGCUGGAGGUAACCGGGAGAGAAAGAGAGAGAAAGGGAAGAGAAGAAUCUACAACCUCAUCGAACACAUUGCCUCUUCUGCAAAUUUUGAUAUAUGAGGACAUAUCUCUCGAGGACAGACAAUGAGCGAUGAUUUGAGCGCAUGGGAAAACGCGACCACGGGAGGUGUGACGACAGUGCCUGGCGAGGUGAAGACCCACGAUGGGUAUGUCCUGCUCCUGGUACUUCUCUCAAUCUUUAUUGGAGGCACCUUGGUGCUUCUCUUCGGCAUCCUGAUCGUCUGCCGACGCUGCUGCGAGCCAGACCGGCGGCACUCCAGAGCCAGCGAUGACCCCGAAAAAACAAACACUACCUAUCUGGAUGACUCCCAGCCGGCUCAAGAUAUCACCAUUAAGGUGGAUGACCCCGAUUGCAUGUCGAGCUCCAGUUACCGAGACGCGGAGAGCGAGAGGUUCCUCUCUUCGGGAAGUGCCACGGGGCGACGGGUGUCCUUCAACGAGGCUGCCCUGUUCGAGCAGAGCAAGAAGACCCAGGAGAAAGGGAGGAGGUACACCCUGACUGAGGGAGACUUCCACCACCUGAAGAAUGCCCGCCUCAGCCACCUGCCCUUGCCCCCGUCCGCCGCCCUCAAGAUUGUCACCAUCCAUGAGUCCAACGAGAACAGCAUUGCCAUGACACCUCGGCACCCCCCAGCCAAGCCUAGCCUGGCCAUCUUCCAGCACCCCUUGCCGGAGACGGCCCUGACCAGCCAUGGAACCUGCGCCAGUUCUGCCUUGCCGGGAGACACCUAUAAUUCCACCGUCGAGGCUGGCUCCUCCGCUUCAUCGGAUUCCGGCGAAGGCACCUCGUCUGACAGCGCCGGCCAGAGUCCCAAGGGUGCCGGAGGGGGCGGGACCGGGGAGCCCCCGCCGGCCCCUGCCCCGGGCACUGUCCUUCACUUCUUCACCCGUCUGCGCCGCCAUGCCAGCCUGGAGGGCGCCGGACCCUACUUUCGGAUCAAGAAGUGGAAGUUGGAGACGAGCCAGAGAGCUUCCAGCCUGGACACACGAGGCUCUCCGAAACGGCAUCAGUUCCAGCGGCAGAGGGCCGCCAGCGAGAGCAUGGACCAAGAAGACCGCGACCCCCACCAGACGGACAUCAUCCAAUACAUCGCCCGGACGGAUGACGUGGCAUUCAGGCCUGUCAGCGGGCCAUUCCUGCCCGCUCCAGCCAGCUCCACCUUAUCCCUCGGCAGGAUAGAGCCAUCAGAGCAACCCAGCCCCCCCUCCGCUGAGCCCCCCGCUUUGGAGCCGCCACCGCCGCCGCAGCCACCCACCCCCCUUUACCAUGACAUCUGGAGCCUGCGGGCCUCGUUGGAGAUGUACGCUUCAUCGGAGCAGGGCAACGACCGGGACUCGGUGCGCAGCGAUGGCGGGGAGAGCCUCUCGUCGAGCGGCGGCUUGCCUAGCUUCUCUUCUUCCUUGGCAGACGAGGCCGAAGGAGGAGAGGAACGGUUGUCGGGGAAAACCAAGCAGGACAGCGUGGAGUCAGAGGCCGGCACCCGGAAGCUCUUGCAGAUGGACAGCGGCUAUGCCUCCAUCGAGGCUCCCGGUGGGCGUGUCGGUGAGGACCAGACGGCCUCGGAGAAGCGCUAUUGCUUCACCAGCGCGGGCCGCCGAGCCACCAUCUUCGAGAGCUUUGAGGGCCAAGAACCGGAGGAGGAAGACAAGGUUGCGGAAGGGGCGGCCGGCGGGCCGCCAGCCCCACUGAGCCCACUGGUUUGGGCCCCGUACGGGCAGCUCUUCCCCACCCGGGACACUCUUCCCCGCCGGGACUACAGCAUCGACGAGAAGACGGACGCCCUCUUCAACGCCUUCGUUCGCCACGACCCUCAGUUCGACGACUCGCCACUGCGGGCAAAGCACCGUUCCCGGACGCACCUUCGGAAGCAGUGGCAGCGUGCCAAACAGUACAGCGACCCCGGCGUCCGGUACCCGCCGGCCCUGGAGAGGCACCGGACGCCGUUGCGGAGGGGCGACAGCGUCAACUACCCGCUCGAAGGGCGCUACCAGAGCACCUUGCCCCGCAUCGUCAGCGCUGGGGACGAGGAGGUGGCACCGGAGGCGGCGGAAGCCGGCGACAAAAUCCAGGUGAUAGAAGAAGAGCCGCCAGAGGAGGUCAAGGUGCCGCCCGACCCUUAUGGCAGCGGCUGCCUCGAGGACGGGCAGUGCCCGGGCCUGGGCACCGAACUGAUGGACAAGAUAACCGGGGGGUUGGAGGAAAGGAUGUACGGGCGCUUGAAAAAACCGAGAGAGAGUUCAGAGUGCGUUGUGGCUGUGGCAGACGCCUCUCCUGACCCUAGCCCGGAGUAGAGGAGCAGGGGAAUGGUGUUGACUUUAGGGUGAGGUAGCCGUCGCUCUCUCCCCAGUCCCUCCCUAUGCCGGCAUGGGAUUUGCCAGCCAACCAGGGCAAGGGGGCACACACCAGGGCUGCCAUAGAGGUUGCGCUAUCUUGGAGGACUGCGGUCCUGCUUGGGCAGGUACCACGCAAGGGACGUCGCUGCAUCCUAGGGGAGUCGCCAUCCCGCAGGCAUCCCUGCCUCUAGCCGGACUUGAAGUCCGCAGAGGGUCGAGGGAAGCUCUGGUCGAGGCUGCAUUUGUCCGACGGGCAGCAGCAGGCCCUUAAGGCUUGGCCUUCUGCAUGCGAGGGGCCAUGGAGGGUGGGACCUUGCUCCCGGCAGCCUCUGCUCCCUUCUUGCCGGUGCCCGAGAGGGGUUGGGGUUGGGGGGUCUCAGUUCUCCCUUCCCCCUCCGAGGUGGGUUUGCCAAAGCAGGCGCCUCUAUUGCACAGCCCGGACGUUACGUUUCCGAGGGGCUUUUUCUCGCUAAUAAUAGAAGACCCCGGAACCUAGCAGAGGCCCGACUUUUACCUCACGACAUUAAGAAAAAAAAGAGCUGGUUGUAGCAGAUAACUAUAAUGACUCCUUCACCUUUGCACACAGACUCUCUCUCUCUCUCUCUCUUUUUUUGCAAGCAAUAACCUUAUCCUUUCCUCCUCCUCCCUCCGUCUGUCGCUGGGCGUCCUCUUGGCGGGAGGCAGCAACAACCUCGCCUUCCAGAUGGGACAGAAAAGCCUGCCCGCUUGGCCCCGAUCUCUCACCCAAGUUUCUUUCCAAUGAACUUUUGUUGGCAUGGAACCGGCUCCAGAAGAGCCGGCUAUUUUAUUAAGCUGGGGAGCUGCCUGCCUGCCUCCAGGGUGGAUGAAAAAGCCAUGGGUUCCUGCACAGGUUUGGAGCGGGUUGUGCCGUUUUGGCAAAGCAAGGCAUGCGGGUCACAGUAGAAACAGCACACCCGACUUCUUUUCCUCCGAUAGCUCAGGCCUCCGUGUCUCCUCGCAUCCCUGUUACUCCUCCGUCACCGAUUCUCUUAUUAUCUCCGACUUCUCCCGUCCAACAUAAUUGUACGCUGUUCCCCCCCGCUUGCUCUGGCUUUCCGUCCAACGCCAGCGUCCCUUGCGCAGAGAUACCAAACAACUUGAUCGGAAAAGGUGGGUCGGAGCUGCUACUUGAACACUCCCAAGUUUCUAGUCCUCAUGCAAACUGGGCUGCAGAAUGAGAAAUACCCUGGUCUUAGCAUCAGGGUUUCAUGGAUGAUGCAGAGGUUACUGAUGUCUCUGUGUGUGUGUGUCCCCCACCCCCACCCCCGCUGUUGGACUGCUAGUCUCAGAAGCCAGGAAGUCUAGUAGAGCCAUUGGAAAGCUGCGCAUUUUUCCUCCCCAGGCUGAGAUAGGAGAGCAGCGAGUUUGGGGCAAGGCCCAGCGGAAGAAACAGAGGGAGAUCAGCCAUAGCCCUCACACACUCGGCUACAAAACGCGCCUCUUCCAACAUGCUAUUCCGCAAUCUGCGCCGUUCUCCAAAUCGAUGCAAAAGGGGUGUGUGCAUUCUCUUUUUUAUUUUAUUUUUAAAAUUAAUUAUUUAUCCACAUUUGUGGUUGAAGAAGAAGAAAAUAAUAAUAAUAAUAUACAAGCGGACGGUCUUAUUGCGCCUUUAAUUUUUAGCAGAUUAUAAGGUGGCGGCAGCAAGCUUUAUUUUUUUUCUUUUAACGUAUCGCUGCUACAAGCACAUCGCUUGGGGAGGGGGCAACUGGCCCAUCCACCUCCACCUCCAACGCCGCCAUGCAGGGUGUGUGUGCCAAAUCUUUCCUUUCCUAACUUUUUCCCCUCUUGUGCUUCAAUUAUUUUGCAUGUCAACAGAGGGUGGGUUUGGGGGAGGAGUGGGGAGGGCGGUUGCCUGGUUGGAUGUGUGGGUCCCGCCCUCCCGUUUUUCAGUUUUCUUUUCAAAAUCAACAUCCAAACCACUACUUGAAGGGGGUGGGGAUCGGGGUAGGUAGGGGCUCGGAAAAUAAGAGAAACUAAUUUUUGUAAAAGUGAGAAAGUAAGUCUGCUGCCAGAGGUGCGGCGGGCCGAUCUUUUUUCUCCCCGCCCCUUCUUCUUUUGGAGAUGCGAGAAUAUAUAUAUACACAUAUAUUUAUUUAUUUAUUCCAAAGGUCUAGCUUAUUUUGCCACCUUGCUCUUGUCAUUGUCGAAAUCGCCAUCAUCAUCUAGCUUGUGACUCCUGCCUUGCAAGGGGGUUGGACUAGAAGACCCUUUUGUGUGUGUGGGGGGGGGGUCUCUUUCAACUCUGCCCAUUCUAUGAUCACAAUUGUCUUCUCUCUUUUUCUCUCGGCGUGGGGGGGGGCGUCUUUCCUCCCUGCUUUGUAAAAGCAGCAGACCAAACCACGAACCUCCUUUUUUUCCCCUUUUCAAGGGAGGGGGAGAGCAAAAAAAUAAAAAUAAAAUAUAAAAUACAAGACUUUAUUAAAAAUAAACGAUGUGCCAACAUUUUCCAAUGGGUGUGUGUGGUCUUCUUUUCCCCUGAAGUCGUGAACGCUGUCAGCCCCAGAGGUUGUAUAUAGGGCCUGGAGUUAGAGCUCCCUGGUGUGGCUUUUGCCAAGCAGGUGUCCUCUCUAGCCCAUGGGUAUGCAAACUAAGGCCCGGGGGCCAGAUCCGGCCCAAUCACCUUCUAAAUCCGGCCCGCGGAUGGUCUGGGAAUCAGCAUGUUUUUACAUGAGUAGA